This is a messenger RNA of Cylicocyclus nassatus, 372 nucleotides long. The record is from the annotation of a GenBank genome assembly. Lineage: Eukaryota; Metazoa; Nematoda; Chromadorea; Rhabditida; Strongylidae.
AUGACACCAGCACCAGCAAACAAGGACAGGUGCGAUUUUGAUCUGCCUCCACUCUGGAUUGAUUUAAAUGUUCCGAAAUCGGACGUCGAUUCUUCAGAUUCUGAUUUUGAACCGGAUGAUAAGCUACAUUCGCAUUAUAAAAGUGACUCAUUCGAGGAAGCUUUUGUUUGUGAGAAGGUGACGAAACGUGAAUCGGAGAGUCCUACCCCCAACAUGCUGGCGCACACCCAACGGACACAAAGACCGCCGUCUCCACCGUGGCCGGAAGUGACUCCGUUCGAUUUCAGCGUCCAUGGGUAUAGUGAAUGGGAGCGUGAAGAGGCUUCACAUUACACAUUAGUUGAUGUUUCUACAAUUUUUCUCAGAAUGUAA